CGCUUACACCAACAUCACAUCUUGAUGAGAGCUUCGGGGCAAGAUGCCGGCUGAUCGCCUCCUCUCGACGCUGCUGCGCGCACUGCAGGUCUACACCGACCAAGAAGACACGCCUCGCAUCCUCGGAACCGCCUCCUCCCUCCUCACAACUCUAGGCAACCCGCACAACCUCAGCCUCCUAACAUCACAUCUUCUCACCGCUCCCGCACUCUGGGACCGUCCAGACGGCGUCCGCACCUCGUUGCGCCUCCUCUCCGUCUUCCACACAGCCGUGACGACGAUAAUAACCCACCACAACCAUGUCCGCUACAACAAAGCCCCGAAGCUUCUCCCGGGCCAGAGUCCCGUCGGUGGGGGUCUGAAUCUAGAUGAGUGGAUCAAAGCGAUCGUCGCGGGCGCCGAUGACCGGAGCAGGAGAUGGAAGCAUUUGAUCGUUCUUGGGGGGUUGUUGAUAGGCAUGGGGAAUCUGGAAGAGCAGGGCAUGGACUUGUAUUGGGCGAGUGGGAUCAGGAGGAGGGUUGAGGGCGCGCUGGUUAAUGCGACAAACCUUGCGCUUAUGGAGGUUAGGGAGAGGGGUGAGGCGGAUGGGAUGGGUGGGCAGACGAUCACGCUCAUCUUGAACCAUGCGUUUGGGUGUAUCAGUGAUGGAGAGAGGACGCUGCUGGACUAUGACCUCUUGCUGCCCGUGUUGAUUGGGACGGCGUUUUAUUCCAGCGAGGGGUUUCAGAGCGCGUACUUCCUUGGUGGACUGGAUCUAGACGUAAGGGUCGCGCAGGGUGGGAAGCUGGACUGGAGUGCAACAUCCAGCUCAUGUCGGCAGGUUGAAGCCAUCCUUGCCAGACCGCUGGUGGCGUCUAUGGGCCCGCUGUCACGCCUCAUUGCUCAUGCGGUGGAGAACGCGCAGAGUCCUUGGAUCAUUCAGACUAUGAUGGACGACCUGGCCAGCUUCUCCCGCGCUCUCACAACGCAAUGGCGGCAAAUCAAAUUCUCCGACAUCGACCCUUCGGACGAAGCAGCACACCUUGAGGAAGAAGCACUGCACAAGACAACGCCCCAGCUAUGGAAACUCCUCAAAGCAGCCCUCUUCGCGAUAACCGUCAUCCUGCGAGGCGUAUUCACCCGCACUCUUCGCGAUCCAAUCCUCGCAUCCGACGCCACAGCACCCGUUGUAGCCUCUCAAGCGCUGCACACCCUCCGCCACUUGUACUUCAUAACCUCUCGCCUCGGACCGGCGUCCUUCUCGCAGCACACAUUCGUCUACCUAACCGCCAUCGACAUCCUCUCCACACAUCCCACCGCUUCGACAAAAUUCCUCUCUCUCAUCGCCCCUCCACACCUCGGAUCCAUUCCUUCACACCCACUGGACCGGAUCCUAGACCUCUACUUCCUCAACACCAGCGAACACUUCUCCCUCAUCCUUCCCGCCUCGGUGAACGAGGACCUCCUCGUCGCAGCCGCUGUGCCCUACUUGGCGUCAUUCUCCUCCGCCCCGGGGUUGAUGCCGAACUUCGAAGCCGCACACUCGGUCAUGCUCUCCGUCCUCUCGGCCCCUCAAAGCGCAGAGGUGACAGCAAAGCACCUACCGUUCUACAUCGACGCACUAUUCUCUGCGUUCCCCACCUCCCUAUCUGCGCGGCAGUUCAGACUCGCCUUCAAGACGCUAAUGAGGGUUACUGCGCCGCCAAGUCCUCUAUCAGCGACACACCCCGACCUCCCAGCUACCCUCUUAGAGCUUGUGCAUUACAGAGCGCUGCACGCGCCCACGACUGCACUACCGACUGACGCCGUAGCCCUCGCUUUACAAGGUUCCGACGCCCCUCCUCCCGCGCUCUCCGAGCAGGCAGUCCUCGCUCUCACUCUGUUGGACGCACUUCCCUUCCUCACCAUCAAUCUAUUAUACGAGUGGCUACCACUCUGCGCGCAACUACUCAACUCGAUCCACGAUCACGAGAUGCGAGACGUGGUUAAAGCACGCUUCUGGGAGGUGCUGGUUAGUGGGGAGAUGGAUGCGGAGCGCAGCGGUGUGGCUGUGGCGUGGUGGACGACGAAAGGCGGACGAGACGUGGUCUUGUACGGGAGAGAAGGAGGAGAGGAGGAUAUGGCGUUGAUGAGCGGAGCGCUGCCGGUGGAAGGGGUGAGGAGUAAACUGUAGUACGAUCGAUAUACCC
Messenger RNA from Macroventuria anomochaeta, 2168 nucleotides. RefSeq lists its product as uncharacterized. Lineage: Eukaryota; Fungi; Ascomycota; Dothideomycetes; Pleosporales; Didymellaceae. Bases 44 to 2152 code for a protein of 702 amino acids. The transcript is spliced from 2 exons. The record is from RefSeq and is a predicted model, not a curated record.